AUGGUUAGCUCUAAAGAAAAGGGUGCCAAUAAUUCAAAGGAUUCAUGCUCUAAUAUUGAAUAUAAAAGAAAUAAUGAGCAGAGAUUAGAUAAGAGCAAUACUGGGAGAUUAGUUACUUUUAAAAAAGAAUCAAGUGAUCUUUAUAAUGAGGUCGAUAAUAUUAACAAAUCUAAUGAAACUGCAAGGAGACGUACUAAUAAAAGUAGUCCUAAUCAUUAUAUAUUUGGGAAAAAUAAUUUUAUUGAUUGUAAUCAUACUAUGAAUAGAGAGAAAUCUUUGAAUUUUGUACGCUUCCAGAAUAAUAAGAAGGGAAAUGAUAUCACAACAAAUUAUCCUGAUCAUCAGUAUUUAGACUUAAAUUCGUCGGGUGAAUUUCCAGGAAAUUUCAGUAUACUAUCUUUAGAUAACUACUCACAGCAGUAUUACAUACCUAGAAGUGAUAUUUUAACGACAGUAAGUAGUUGGUCACCACUUUACAGUAAUUUGUCUUCAUAUAUACCUCCACCUCCAAUAGAUGGAAAAAUAACGAAUAGUAUGUAUAAUAACCUUCCGAAUAUAGAUAUUCCAGAUAAUGAUAUAAAUCAAAUUGGGGAUAUGCAGAAUAAAUAUAGUUUUGUAGAGCUGUCAAAAUUACUUCCUACUUCAUUUGAAGUGUCUACAGCAAAUGCAAUUCAAAUGCUUAUUCCAAAUCAUUAUUUCUAUUCUAGGAUUUCUAAAGCGACCUCUGAUUUAUGUGAUUGGUUGGAGAGGAUGAAUAUUCCCUUGACAGUAUACCCCUAUGGCUCAACUACUACUGGUUUUGCGGAUCAAUAUUCAGAUUUGGAUAUAGCUCUAAUGCCAAGUGGACGGCUUAAAGGACAAUGUGAAAAGACUGAGUCUCAUCAGAAUAGUGAUAAAUUAGAAGAUAAUGAACUAAAAUAUAACUUAUGCCCAAUAAAAGAUAUAGAUAACCUUUCUCCUGGAGCACUUUUACAGGAGCUUUUUUCCUUAAUACAGAAAAAUACAGCAUCAUCUACAAUAUCAAAUUGCAAUUCUUCUGCAGAUUUCGAUUCUAAGUCUUCUGAAAAUAUAACACAUAAGAAUUUGAGAAAAAUUGUUCAAAAUAAUAAUGAACAUCCAUUUAUAUGUCUUCAAGAUAUUACUAGUGCUCAUGUACCAAUUAUACGUAUGUUACAUACAUCAACAAAUGUAGUUAUUGACCUUUCAAUAACUUUAUCUGAAUCUCAAAUGAAACAACAGAAAUCAUCGAAUAUUCAUAAAGAGAAUAAUCAAUUGACUACUGAAAAUGAUAUAAAGAGUUUUAAAACAGGGUUGAGUCACACAAUACCUACGUCAAUUUCUCUCCUUCAAAGUAGACUUGGAAUGCUUAGCUGGUAUUCAAGUCUAGAUCCUAGAAUUAUCCAUGUUGUUGUACUCACAAAAGUAUGGACUAGAUUCAGAGGUUUGAGAAAUACUCUUAAUGGUUUCCCUGGUGGUUAUGCAUGGACAUUAUGUGUAAUUUAUUUUUUUCAAAGAAUGGGAAUACUACCUGUAAUUGAUGCAGAUGCAUUUUAUAAAACUACAACAAAUUCUCCAUUAUCAUCUCCUUCAGUUGGUCCAAUAGUUAAUUCAGCGAUCACUGAUAUAAAUAGCAAAUUAAGAUAUAAAUUAAUUGAUGAGAAGAAAAUGGAUAAUUAUAUUAUAGCAAGGAAUUUUCCGGCAUUAGCAAUUCCAAAUAAUGAAUUUCUUCACGAAAAAACUGUAUGUGACAGUAAUUAUUCUCAAACCACAGAAAUACUUAGAAAUAAUCAGUCAACUAUAAAUGAGGGUCGUCUACUUUAUUUAGAUGUUGUAAAAGGAUCAAGAGGGAAUAAUGGUAUUAAUGAUAUAACAUUAGAUAUGGAGCCAAUAGAAAGUAUGCAUAAUGAACCAUAUACAGGAAUUAACAAAACCAUAUAUGAAAAUUUGAAGAAUAAUACUAUUGAAGGUGAACUUACUCCAGUUGGAUAUAUCUCUUCAGGUAUUAAACGCCCAUAUAAUUGUAAGAAGUGUGAACAUGAAGUUGAUAUAGUAGUUGAAUCAGGUAGAUCCUCAAUUGGGAGUACUAUAUGUACUUGUUCCUUUUCUCCUGGUUACCCUUUUUCAGAUAACAUGAACUCUUCACAAUGUUGUGAAAGUACAGAUAGCUUUUCGGGCUUGAUACUUGAUGGUAGAUAUUGCAACUUUUGCAUGAGUAACACAUCUUCUGAUGAUACUAAAUCAGGGAAAUAUUCCACUAAAAAAACAUUACCUAAUAAUACUACAUCUCAUCACUUGGAGCACUCUCAUCCUAACUUUUAUAGCAAUGGUUAUCCACAAAUUAAUAAUUAUCUACAUAACUCUACAAUAAUUGGUGAUAAAAACACACAACAUUGUAUGAUACUUCCACCUUGCCUUUCAGAUCCAGUGUUAUUUCCAGAUGCAAUGUUAUAUAGGCAUGCACCUAGUUAUGUAUUAUUUAUUCGAUUUAUUCAAUUUCUCGAAACAAACUUAUGGAAUACAGUGAUAGAUAUUAGUUCUCCAGAUAUUAUCCUUUCAGAAAAUCAAGGUGCAUGUUGUGAUAUCAGGAACCCUCUACCUGGUACACCUGCUUGCCGUCCAAUAUAUGAUGAGAUUAAUCAAAAGCAUAUAAGAGAUGAAAUACAGCGUGCUAUUCAGAUUAUUGCUUCUCCAAUGGGUAAUUUUGCGAUGCUAUGUGGUCAGGUGAACUAUGAUUCAAUGGGUUUAAAUAGAGGUAAUUCUACUAAUCUUACCGGGAAUGUUCAAGUGAAUAAUAAAUUUAAGUUUCAAUUUAGUAAUUUAAAUAGUUCUCCAAAACUAAAUAGUAAACAAUGGUAUAAAGGACAUUUUUAUAAUCCAAAUAAAGUUAGUUACUUUUCAAAUAAACAUCUGUCUAACUGGAAUGAUAAGCAAUUAAUAACAGUAACCCCAUUACAAUUUCCUUUUCAUAUACCUCCACCACCACCUCCCAAGUCACCUUCAAGAGUAUUUAAUAAUAAGAAAUACCAAAAUUUUACUAGUGCAGAGAGGAAGCUUAAUUCAUCAAGGCAAAAUAAAAGUGCACUAAUUACAGGUUGUAACAACUCAUUGAAUAUAAGUGGAGAUUCUAUAAAUAGCACAAUAGCUAAAAAUGAUUAUCUCGAUUAA
Molecule: messenger RNA, 3165 nt
Organism: Cryptosporidium muris RN66
Lineage: Eukaryota; Apicomplexa; Conoidasida; Eucoccidiorida; Cryptosporidiidae
Exons: 1
Coding region: 1-3165 (1054 amino acids)
Biological process (GO): RNA 3'-end processing
Molecular function (GO): nucleotidyltransferase activity
Source: RefSeq, a predicted model, not a curated record